AUGCAAAUUUUUGUGAAGACCUUGACUGGAAAGACCAUCACCUUGGAGGUGGAGUCUUCGGAUACUAUUGACAACGUUAAGAGCAAGAUCCAGGACAAAGAGGGUAUUCCACCCGACCAACAGAGACUGAUCUUUGCGGGUAAGCAGUUGGAAGACGGAAGAACACUUUCUGACUACAAUAUCCAGAAGGAGUCUACGCUUCACCUAGUUCUGAGACUACGGGGUGGUAUGCAGAUCUUCGUCAAGACACUGACUGGAAAAACCAUCACUUUGGAGGUGGAAUCUUCGGACACUAUCGACAACGUCAAGAGCAAGAUCCAGGACAAAGAGGGUAUUCCACCCGACCAACAGAGACUGAUCCUUGCGGGUAAGCAGUUGGAAGACGGAAGAACACUUUCUGACUACAAUAUCCAGAAGGAGUCUACGCUUCACCUAGUGCUGAGACUACGUGGUGGUAUGCAGAUCUUCGUCAAGACACUGACUGGAAAAACCAUCACUUUGGAGGUGGAAUCUUCGGACACUAUCGACAACGUCAAGAGCAAGAUCCAGGACAAAGAGGGUAUUCCGCCCGACCAACAGAGACUGAUCUUUGCGGGUAAGCAGUUGGAAGACGGAAGAACACUUUCUGACUACAAUAUCCAGAAGGAAUCCACGCUCCACUUGGUGUUGAGAUUACGUGGUGGGUUGUAA
Lachancea nothofagi CBS 11611 is the source of this 690-nucleotide messenger RNA. Lineage: Eukaryota; Fungi; Ascomycota; Saccharomycetes; Saccharomycetales; Saccharomycetaceae. The record is from the annotation of a GenBank genome assembly.